GCAGUGCACUUCCCGCUCCAGAGAGGCGCGACUGAGCUUGCGCAAUGUCGACGCCAGCGCCGGCGCGCCGGGGUUUGAAAGGCCCGAGUCUCGUGCGCUUGCGCAGUUCAGCCUGCGCAGGGUGCACCCCACCGCCUCCCACCUUCCUUGCCCCUCCGACCCCAGACCGUACCUCAUCCCUCUGGCCAAGUGAAGCCCACGAAGUUGACAUGCCGGAGAUCCGCCUCCGCCAUGUCGUGUCCUGCAGCAGCCAGGACUCGACCCACUGUGCAGAAAAUCUUCUCAAGGCAGACACUUACCGAAAAUGGCGCGCAGCCAAGGCAGGCGAGAAGACCAUCUCUGUGGUCCUACAGUUGGAGAAGGAGGAGCAGAUACACAGUGUGGACAUCGGGAAUGAUGGCUCAGCUUUUGUGGAGGUGCUGGUGGGCAGCUCAGCUGGAGGUGCUGGGGAGCAAGACUAUGAGGUCCUUCUGGUCACCUCCUCUUUCAUGUCCCCUUCUGAGAGCCGCAGUGGUUCGAACCCCAACCGUGUUCGCAUGUUUGGGCCUGACAAGCUGGUCCGGGCAGCAGCCGAGAAGCGCUGGGACCGGGUCAAAGUUGUUUGCAGCCAGCCCUACAGCAAGGACUCCCCCUUUGGCCUGAGUUUUGUACGGUUUCAUAGCCCCCCAGACAAAGAUGAGGCAGAGGCCCCGUCCCAGAAGGUGACGGUGACCAAGCUCGGCCAGUUCCGUGUGAAGGAGGAGGACGAAAGCGCCAACUCUCUGAGGCCGGGGGCUCUCUUCUUCAGCCGGGUCAAAAAGACAUCCCCAGCCAUAGCCAGUGACCUGGCAGGACCCAGCUACGCAGCUGCCACCCUCCAGGCCUCCAGUGCUGCCUCCUCAGCCUCUCCAGUCCCCAGGGUCAUAGGCAGCACCUCCAAGCCCCAAGAGUCUUCCAAAGGGAAGAGGAAGUUGGAUUUGAACCAAGAAGAAAAGAAGACCCCCAGCAAACCACCACCCCACCUGUCGCCACCUGUUUCCAAGAGACCUAAAUUGCCAGCUCCCACCCGUACGCCAGCCACAGCCCCAGUCCCUGCCCCAGCACAGGGGGUAGUGACAGGCGAGCCCCGAGGAGAAGGCACCGAGCCCAGACGAUCCCGAGCUGGCCCAGAGGAGCUGGGGAAGAUCCUUCAGGGUGUGGUAGUGGUGCUGAGUGGCUUCCAGAACCCCUUUCGCUCCGAACUGCGAGAUAAGGCCCUAGAGCUGGGGGCCAAGUAUCGGCCAGACUGGACCCCGGACAGCACGCACCUCAUCUGUGCCUUUGCCAACACCCCCAAGUACAGCCAGGUCCUAGGCCUCGGAGGCCGCAUCGUGCGUAAGGAGUGGGUGCUGGACUGUCACCGCAUGCGUCGGCGGCUGCCCUCCCGGAGGUACCUCAUGGCAGGGCCAGACUCGAGCAGUGAGGACGAUGAGGCCUCUCACAGUGGCAGCAGUGGUGAUGAAGCCCCCAAGCUUCCUCGAAAGCGUCCCCAGACCAAAACCAAGCCCACUCAGGCAGCUGGACCCAGCUCACCCCAGAAGCCCCCAACCCCAGAAGAGACCAAAGCAGCCUCACCAGUGCCCCAGGAAGAUACAGACAUUGAGGGGGAACAGUCAGAAGGACAGGACAACGGGGCGGAAGAUUCUGGGGACACAGAAGAUGAGCUGAGGAGGGUGGCUGAGCAGAAGGAACACAGAUCACCCCCUGGCCAGGAGGAGAACGGGGAAGACCCAUAUGCAGGCUCCACAGAUGAGAACACAGACGAUGAGGAACACCAGGAGACUCCUGAUCUGCCAGUCCCCGAGCUCCCAGAUUUCUUCCAGGGCAAGCACUUCUUUCUUUACGGAGAGUUCCCUGGGGAUGAGCGGCGGAAACUCAUCCGAUAUGUCACAGCCUUCAACGGGGAGCUCGAGGACUAUAUGAGCGACCGGGUUCAAUUUGUAAUCACCGCACAGGAAUGGGAUCCUAGCUUUGAGGAGGCCCUGAUGGACAACCCCUCCCUGGCAUUCGUUCGUCCCCGAUGGAUCUAUAGUUGCAACGAGAAGCAGAAGUUACUUCCUCACCAGCUCUAUGGGGUGGUGCCGCAGGCCUGAAGUAUGUGCUGCACACAUGCAUGUACACACAUGUAUGCACACACAGCUGAAGUAUGUGCUACACACAGACAUGUACACACAUGUACGCACACACACCUGAAGUAUGUGCUAUACACACAUAGCAUGAGGGAGAGAGAGAAUGAGAAAGAGAGAAAGAGAAGAUGCAUUUAAUAAAGAUGACUUGGUUUGGA
This is a messenger RNA of Cebus imitator (Panamanian white-faced capuchin), 2302 nucleotides long. RefSeq names its product X-ray repair cross complementing 1 (gene XRCC1). Lineage: Eukaryota; Metazoa; Chordata; Mammalia; Primates; Cebidae. The record is from RefSeq and is a predicted model, not a curated record. Gene Ontology annotation, biological process: double-strand break repair via nonhomologous end joining; base-excision repair; single strand break repair. The transcript is spliced from 17 exons. Gene Ontology annotation, molecular function: damaged DNA binding. Gene Ontology annotation, cellular component: nucleus. The coding region runs from base 45 to 2111 and encodes 688 amino acids.